GAGAUGAACAGCUCAUACAAGUUAGCAGACUGAAGACAAGACACGAGUUUAUAAAAAAUAAAGAUGAGACGGACAUUUCAAAAAUCGAAGAGUACAUUAGGAAUGCUGACGAUACUGCUGUCUUUAUCAAGAAGAAUAUUGUCCAAGCAGAAUUGAUUGACCCGAAUGGAACGUACAGACUACGUCUGAACGAGCACCAUGAAUUGGGCACGAACAAAUACCCUCGAACCGACCAAUCGAACAAAACAUGUCCAUAA
Molecule: messenger RNA, 257 nt
Organism: Paraglomus occultum
Lineage: Eukaryota; Fungi; Glomeromycota; Glomeromycetes; Paraglomerales; Paraglomeraceae
Source: the annotation of a GenBank genome assembly